AUGCGUACUAACGGGCUUCGCUUCGUCCUACUCCUCAGCGGUCUGGCCACCGCCGAGGCUCAAGCACCCCCUGACCCAGUUCCUGCUCCAGCUCCCGCCCCAGUCGGGCCCGAUGGCACUGCUCCGGCCCCGUCCGACACCCUCUGCCUCCUGCACAAAGAGCUCUGCCUGAACCCGCCGGACAAGCCCAAACCCCCGAAAGAGAAGACGUCGAUAACAACACAGACGGUCAUCUCCGUCGAGACAAGCGGGGGCCAGACGCGGACCGUCACCGUGGGCCAGACAGUCACAGUCACCUACACCGACAAGGAGCCCCCGAAACCGACGCCGCCGCCACCACAGCCGCCCGAGCAGCCGAAGCCCUCGACGGUGACGGAGCGCCCGCAGCCGACGACGGUCACGCAGCCCGGGCAGGAGACGACCAAGACCAUCACCGAGUCCCCGCCGGGGUCGACGCAGACGGUAGUCCAGCCGCCCCCGACGCCAUCCAAGGAGACCUCGAAGGAACCGCCCAGGCCGACCAGCCAGACCCAGCCCCCCAGGACGUCGUCGUCAAUCCAGACGGGUCGGCCCUCGGAGUCGUCUAGGAGGACAAGCACUGGCAGGGGGAGCCAGACGGGGCCGGGCCCGAGCGGCACGGGCCGCCCGACGUCGACGAGGCCGGUCGUGACGGUGGGCGAGGCCGCGCGGGCGACUGGGGCUGUGAUGAUUGGGGCGCUGCUGGGCGGUGCUGCUGCGAUGAUGAACAUGUAG
Messenger RNA from Diaporthe citri, 753 nucleotides. RefSeq lists its product as uncharacterized. The coding region runs from base 1 to 753 and encodes 250 amino acids. The record is from RefSeq and is a predicted model, not a curated record. The transcript is spliced from 2 exons. NCBI's taxonomy places the organism in Eukaryota, Fungi, Ascomycota, Sordariomycetes, Diaporthales, Diaporthaceae.